Messenger RNA from Ostrinia nubilalis (European corn borer), 4527 nucleotides. RefSeq names its product eyes absent homolog 2 (gene eya). Gene Ontology annotation, biological process: positive regulation of DNA repair; multicellular organism development; cell differentiation. Gene Ontology annotation, cellular component: nucleus. The transcript is spliced from 15 exons. The coding region runs from base 411 to 2378 and encodes 655 amino acids. Gene Ontology annotation, molecular function: protein tyrosine phosphatase activity. NCBI's taxonomy places the organism in Eukaryota, Metazoa, Arthropoda, Insecta, Lepidoptera, Crambidae. The record is from RefSeq and is a predicted model, not a curated record.
UACGAGGCACAGCUUUGUUAGUUGUCCAAUUGUUUACCGAUUUUUUUUUAAUUUCCCUACGCGCUUCAAUCGUAUUAAAAACUUAAAACCGGUAUCUUUUUGAAUUCGGAAUCGGAUUAAAUUUCGGUUAACACUUUUGUGACUGUAGUGUGUGUUUUAGUGUUAAGAGCGGUUAAAAGGGUGAUUAAAAUUGCAGAUAGUUAAAUUGUUUAGAUCCAAUAAACUAUGGAUUGCGUCACAGCCUACAAGAAACCUCCGUACCGCUCAAAAAACAAAACAGCGCAAAAUGAGUCUCCAACACAAAUAAAAGCAUAAAAACUUUUUGGAACAAAAUGACAGCUGGAAAACUGUUUCGCGCGCAAAUAGCUGUCAAAGUGACGUGUGUGUGAGUGAGAUGCACGGCUAGCGACAUGGUGACGCUGAUGCCAUGCAGCUACCUCGGAGGGGGGGCCUCCCCGCACUGCAGUUUGGACCCUGAGCCGAAGGCAAAAAGGCCACGGACAGACGCGAACACAGAUGUGCCAGAUCGAUUAUCUGGCGAAAUCAACACCAGUCCGUGUGAGUCCGAGUCGACCUCCAAUUCACCCCCCUCGUUACUACAAGAUGCAACGUUGCCCGCGCUCCUAGUCUCUGGUUCCUCGACGCUGUUCCAGAACACGGCUAGUUCGACGAACACGGCUCUAAGCCUGUCCACUGACGGGUUAUGCUUGCCUGGUAGUUCUGAAGACUGUGUGGUCUCGAACGGAUGCGCCACAAGCACUUCGCUGGGGCUGGCUCUGCCGCUGACGUCAACUGGACUGUCUACCACCUCCUCGUCCGCGGUAGCCUGGUUGAUGAAUGAAGAUAGUGCGGGUGGAGUCAAGAGCGAGGUGCGCAGCCCCGGGCUGUGCGAGGGCGAAGUGGCGCUCUACGGGGAAUCCCUGCCUUAUGAGCAGACCGCGCUACCGUACCAGUACUAUAAUAGUAUGCAGCAGUAUGGAGGAGGAGGCGCUGCGUCGUCGUACGUCGGCUCAACGUUGUACAACCAGCCUUACGCUGCGUACCCAUCACCGCACAAUACGAACAAUAGGUCAUCAUGUAAAGCGGCGCCGACGUACCUCAGCGCGUACGGCGUGAGCGGCGUCAGCAGCGUGCCCAGCAGUGGGUUCAGUGCACAGCCGUCGCCGUACGCGUAUUCCUCGUACAACGGUGGACUGUCGCAGACCUUCCCCACGGCGCAGCAGGACUACAGUAGUUAUGCGGCCGGCUAUGCGGAGCACAACGUAGCUCAAUACGGCGGGUACUAUGCUACGCCCAGUUACUCACCCUACGUCAGCUCGCCUAGCAGCAGCGGCAGCGCUGGUCACACCUCCUACCACUUAGGAGGUGCCUUAUCAGAUUCUCCGUCAUCCAUGUUACCUUCUAUAAACGACACAAGCCCCCUAUCGCCAAUUAAAAGUGAAAUACACGCAGCAAGUCGGAGAUGUAGAGAAAAUUCUGGAGAGAGCACAGCAAGCAGGUCCCGAGGUAGAGGCAGACGGAACACCUCCUCGUCGCCUGCCCAGCACGUGCCCGAGCCCGCUACGGACAGAGUGUUCAUCUGGGAUCUAGACGAGACGAUUAUUAUCUUCCACUCGCUGCUCACGGGCACUUACGCUACUAAGUACAAUAAGGAUACACAACAAAUAGUUCAAUUAGGUUUCAGAAUGGAAGAAAUGAUAUUCAGUUUGGCUGACACGCAUUUCUUCUUCAAUGAUGUUGAGGACUGCGACCAGGAGCACAUAGACGCGGUAGCAGCGGACGACAACGGGCAAGACCUAUCAGCUUACAACUUCGCCUCCGACGGCUUCCACGCGGGCGCGGCGGGGGCGGGGCUUUGUGCUCCAGGGGUACGGGGGGGCGUCGACUGGAUGAGGAAGCUGGCCUUCCGGUACAGGAAGAUUAAGGACACCUACAACAAUUACAGGAAUAGUGUGGGCGGCCUCCUCGGACCAACGAAGAGAGAGCAAUGGCUACAACUCCGAGCGGAACUAGAACAAGCAACCGACAACUGGCUGACGCUGGCCUGCAAGUGCCUGAAUAUGAUCAACUCCAGGGAGAACUGCGUGAACGUGCUAGUGACGACGACGCAGCUGGUCCCAGCGCUGGCAAAAGUGCUGCUGUUUGGAUUAGGAGGCGUCUUCCCCAUAGAGAACAUCUACUCCGCCACCAAGACAGGCAAAGAAACAUGCUUCGAGAAAAUAAAGCAGCGUUUUGGCGAACGGUGUACGUACGUAGUAAUAGGCGAUGGCCAAGACGAAGAAGCGGCUGCCAAGGCCAAGAACUACCCCUUCUGGAGGGUGUCCAGCCAUUCUGACAUAGCUGCGUUGUACAACGCGCUCGAUAUGGGCUUCUUAUGAUUUGCUGCUGCCCUGGUACACGGUUUUGUUGCGAAGUGCAAAUGGAUCGAGCUCCUCCUAUGUGUUUAUGGCCGCCUGGUACUUCAGAUUCAGUUUGUUAAGAAAUUUGCACAUUAAACAAUAAAAAAUCUGAUCAAAAUAGUAUUCAACCAAAAACGUGUAAAUGCCAUUCUCAUUUAAAAAACGGUUGAUAUUAAAAAUGGUUGUUACUGUUAGAAAAUUCAAAAACAUUACAAAAAGAAGCGACUGUGUGACGGAAAAUAAAAGAAACAAGAAUGACCUUGAUAUUAGACCAAAAAAUAAAAGGCCUCUUACGAUAUUCUGCUGUCCUAGUACUCGCAACACAGUUUUAAAGGUCAAAAUUAUGUCGAAUCACGUAAUGCCAAUACAUGUUUUUAGAUAACACUGAAUGAUUUUUGUAUCAGCGUUAAUGACUCCUAGAUCGUCUGACGCUCUAGUACUCUUGACCUUUAUUUUAAGUAGGUUUGGCAUUUUACGAAGAUAAUUUACAACAUUUUUUUUUAUCUGUCAUCAUAAAAUUACACCAAUUACACGAUACAACUUUUGCAUUUUGCCAAAAAAAUAAAUGAAUUAUUUUAUUAUAAACAAUUGAAGAAGCAGCACUUAUAAAAACUUAAAUGAAGAAUUUAGGAGUUUGAAAUUCAUUUGAACGAAAAUGUGUGAUACGAUUUUUGAGACAACUUUUCUGAACGUAAACUUUUAGUUAUAAACAUCAUAUCAAAUGGCUAUUAUAAAGUACACGAUUUAUUUCUAAGCCAUUAUUUUAGUUAAUUUAAACUAUCGUUUAGUUUAUGAAGCUCAAAGUUAGCUCAAAAUCUACGAAGAACUAAAAUUGUUUAUGUAAAUACUAUGUUAUGUAGAAACAUCUACGAAACAUUGUAAGUUCAUUCCUAUUACAUAAGUUUUAUAUUUUACGCAAUGUACAGACAUACAUUUAGUAAUAUUUAGUGAAAAUGUAUUUAUAGAUAAUCUCAGAGUUGAUAUUUUUAUUUUUUAAAUUCUUGUUUUAAGUAUAGAGGGCGCUCUAGUGUCUUGUUUUUAUAAUAUUCAUAUUUUCAUUUUUUACAGCCUAAUAGAUUUUUUUCAUUUACACAUUUAUUUUCCACUGCAAUGCAAUAAGUCUCAAAUAAACAAGUAUUAAAAAUAGAGAGUCCUCUAUAGUUUCAUAAAAGGCCUACUUAUAUCUUUUCGAAAAUCUUUUUUGUAACAGUUUACACUCAAACAAUUUUUAUAACAAUACCACAACACUACUGCCCGCAGUGAAAUUAUAGCACAACUAUUUUAAAAUCUACCACAAACCCAAUGCUUAUUUUCGAAAUAUUUUCUUUUUUGUAAAAAUUACACCUUUUCUCCGCCAGUGGCGCUGUUUCAAAAAACAGUCUAUUUAUUUGUCGACCUAUUUUAUAAACAGUAAUAUGUAGACAAAAAGACUAUUGUAAAUUGUAACUUAUAAUGGUUACAUUUGAGCACAUUUUGAGUUUUGGCGUUCUAAUGCACAAUCACAAACCUUCUUUCAAAGUACCUCUGCUAUGUAAUUUAGGAUCAAUUAGUUAAUUAAUUACUCAGUACAACUUAAAUAUACUAGCGCAAGUUUUUUAUAUUGUUCCAAAUAUUUUUGUUUAUUUACAUGUACAAAUAUUGAAAAAAACUGAAAUGUUUUGGCUGUGGUGUCGAAAUUAUAUUUAUUGUAACUUAACUCAUAUCAUUUUAGUAAUUAUUUCUUAUUAUGAAGUCCAUGAUUUCUACAAUGGCGGACUUCAUGUCAACUUACACCCGUAUUCACAAACGAUACUUGCUUAAGUGAAGCAGCAAAUCGAACGCACGGCGUUAAAUAUAGCUCUGUGAUUGGUUCGUGUGUCACCCUGUGCGUCCACGCACACUGUGAGACCUCAUAGUAAUGUUUGUGAAUACGGGCGUAUGUCAACUUAGUUUUAAUUUAUGUGGAAAUCUUUAGAAAUGUUUUUAACGGAAAAUAGCAAUAUUACUUUAAAAUGUCUAGAGAUGGAAGUUUGUAAAUAAAGUCCUAGGCAUAGGAUAGAAAUGGCUUAUUCUUAUUCUAAUUGAAUACGAAUUUUAAUUCGGAAGUUAUGAUUAUUCGAGUUGUAAAUAAAAUUAUAUUAUUUGACAA